CUGCGCUCCCCUUCACAUACCACUCACACUCUGUCUGCCUCCCUCUCUCUUUCUCUCUCUCCCUCUCUCUCUUGGCUGAAGCUAAACCACAACCUGCUCCCGACGACGCCCUAUCGCCCAUGAGAUUCCCGAGUCCACCGCGCGCCUGUUUCGCACGAGACGAAGCCGUCGGGUUCUCAUUAUAACGUCAGGCUGCGCGCGCGAGCUGCCUGCCGCGUCACCUCGGCUAUAAGAGGAAAAAAAUAAAGAAGGAGGAGGAGGAGAGAGAGAGGGGGGGUGUUUGGUCAUUCUGAAUCCAGAAAUAAAUAAAAACAAAACAAACAAAAAAAACCCAGCGAGUUUGGAAGACGUCCGCAGCGGGAAGGAAAAGGGAUCUGCAACUGAGAUGGCAGAGGUGUCACAAGAGGAGAGACUCCAGGUCAUCGCUGAGAAGAGGAAGAAGCAGACAGAGAUUGAAAACAAGAGGAGGCAGCUUGAUGACGACCGACGGCAACUCCAACAUCUCAAGUCAAAGUCACUGAGGGAGCGCUGGUUGCUAGAUGGAGCUCCAGCAGAAGAGGAGACGCAGAGGCGUCUGCAGGAGGACGAGAUGAAGACCAAGCUUCUGGAACAGGUCAUCCUCAGGCUGGAGCAAGAAAUUGAAGAACUGGAGACAGGCGUGCCGGCUAAUAAAGGUGUGGCCAAAGAAAAUGGUGAGAACGGAGUAGUGCAGACCUCCGGCCUGACCCCUAAGAGAGAGGUAACGGGCGUCGAAGCCAAGCUGCUGGGCCCCAGCCCCGACCAAGCCAGCGAGGACAACCCAGUGACCCUGGUGUUCAUGGGCUACAAGACCGUUGAGGACGAGAAGGAGACGCACAAGGCCCUGGGCAUGGAGGGCGUGGACGGCAACGUGAAGGCCGAGUUCGUGGUGAUCGACGACGGCGAGGGGAAGGCGGCGAACGCGGAGGAGCAGGCCCCGCCCAACGGCAGCGUGGCGGAGAAAGAGAAGGCCAACGGAGGCGGAGAGGAGGGAGAGAAGGAGAAGAAACAGACCUGCAAAUGCUGCACGGUGAUGUGAGAUGUGUGUGUUUAUCUGCGUGUGUGUGCGUGUGUGUGUAUGUUUGCGUGAGACUGACUGCGUAUGGGUGAGUACACACCUGCACCUGUGCAGAACCGUGUGCCAUUGCAUGAGUCCAUAUUUGCAAACGUAUGUAGCUUUUUGUGUUUGUGUGGAAGUGUGUGUCAGGACUGAUUUACAGCUACACAGUCAACAUCCCAACAACGAGAGCCAACUCGAGCUCCAGCUCCAAGAACCACGAAGACUCAUAAGUACACUUACUCUAUAUACUUUCUCUGUAUUUGACUUUUGAUUUCUAUUGAUAUUUUUCUAUUUUUCUGUCUUGACCUUUAUAUCGUAGCCUACUAAGUGUGUUUAUCCUUAUUAUGAGGCUGUGUACUGUAUGUUCAUUGUUCUUAUUGUUUUAAAAAAAAAUAUGUAUUAGCUCUCUCGAUUGUACUGCAGCCCAAGUGGGAAAAUUUCUGGAAAAAAAAAAAUCCAAAACAGCAAAACUAUGAAGGACACAGAUACUUAAAUAUAUAUAUAUAUAAAUAUAUAUAUUUGUCUGUGUAGGCCUGCCAACUAUUUAUCAGUCAAUUUCAUAUUGCAAUAUUGUCUAAGACAUUAUUUUGAAUAGUAUUUUAAUAUAUUGAUAUGAAAUUAUGUUUUAUACAAUGUAUUUAUUGCCUUGGUUCUCUGUGUCACCCUUCCACCACCACAUGCAUGUUAAGGCUUGUAAGCGCCACCAGAUGAACACUCAUUAACAAGUGUCUGUGCUUUCUUAGAGUCAUGCGUGCUCAUAUCUUUAGUCACACAAGUCGUUCUGUCAGUAAUGGUGAAUUAUUAUAAAUGCAGUGUUCGAGUAACGCAUUAUGUCUAAAGGCAAAUAUACGGCAAAGAGGCACAUAGAGUCACCGAUCGUGUUGCGGGUCACUUUUAGUUUAACACUAGAUUGUAGAGCAGACGGCAGACGUACCGUGGAGGUCACCGCUUUAGUGUUUUCUGUCGUGAGAGAAUUGAUAUAAGUUUAAGAUGUUUUAGGUGAUUCGUACCAUUACACUGUUGCUGGAAAGGCUUAAAGUGUGGGCCACGUUAAUUGGCAGAUUGGGAUCAUUUUUAUUUUUAUUUUUAUUUUUUUUACACCGCCAGAAGAGGCCAUGAUGCAGACCCCGUUUCUUCGAUCUUUUAGGUAAAGUCACGUUGUUUGACUUUCAUUUUAAUAUCAUAAUAAAUUGGACCACCAACUUGUAGCGAGUUUUACUCAUAACCCACUCAUUUAAACUCGGCUUAAUUGGGCCAGCUGAGAACAGACUAAAAAUAAAAAAUGUUCUAGACCAAGAAAAUCAAAGACAAACGUAGGAAAUCGCCGUUGAUAAGGCAAAGGUGCAUGGCACUUUUGGUGUGUAGGAUGUGCUAUGUUUUCCACGUUCCUUUCCUACAAGAAAAUCUGACUUCUUUUAGAGUCGUCAAUAAAAUAUCUAACGUAUAGUUUAUUAUAACCUCACAGUUACAAAUCAGUUUUGUCACAUGGCUAAAAGUUUGAGCGCCACUGCUCUAGACCUUCCAGAAUCCUCUUGUCAUCAUUCAGCCCACAGGUUUCCCACAGGAUUUGGCUCUGGAGCCUGAGAUAUUCUGUCAGGAACCAUUUCUGUGUUGAUAUUACCUGGGGUUUUUUAUUUAAUGCUUAUCAUGUUUAAAGAUCCAUUUAUGACUCGUUUUGAUCUUCCUGGUAGAGCCCAGCAGAUUUUUACUUAAAAACCUCCUGGGAUUUCACAGAGUUCAUGAUUUCACUCUUGUGAGGUUCCUGAGGCCUUUUUGAGAACAAACAUGCUCACAGCAUCACAGAUCCCCCACCGUACUUGACAGUGGGCAUGACAUUUUUUUCCCACAAUCGUGUAUAAAACAGAGCCCAAGCCCUGGCUGCUUUUAGCCACUGACCAAGCACUACUGGCUCUGUGUCACAUCAUAUGUAUGCCCCAGAAACAGAAAAUUACUAAUCAGAUGUUCCUAAAAACCUAGAAACUCUGAUUUUAAAAAAAGUAUUUUUUUUUUUUAUUUCGCAAUAAUAUUUGCUUUAAAUUGAUUAUUAUUUUAGCAAAUAUUUGUUGCUAAAAUCCAAUUAUUUAUUAACAGGGAUAAUACUUGCAAAUUAAUAAAUGGGUUCAAAUUAAAGAUUGGAGUUUAUGCUACUGCAAUAAAAGAUGGGUGUAUGUUAGGGCUUUUAAAACCUUUUCACUAGGUGUUCCAAUAAAUGUGUCCUACACUGUAAGUAAUUCUGUUCUCUCAACAGUAGGGUCAAUGUAAAUCUAAAUAAGGUAGCACUGCAUGAAGCCUUGCAGCUUUGUUUAUCUCACCACUUGUUGGGUCUUUAUUGUUAUAUGCUGUCAUUGUUCACAUGAAUGUAAACACAGGGGUUAAAUUGGGAUUUUGUUUGCCUUUUAAUGAGAAAAGUCAACGCUGUUCAGCUCUCAUUACUAAAUGAUAAUUAAAAAAAGUUUUUUGUUGUUUUAUGAACCAAAUAAAACUUAAAUAUACUGUAA
Messenger RNA from Gambusia affinis (western mosquitofish), 3576 nucleotides. It is a transcript of the gene palm1b, whose product is annotated as paralemmin 1b. Gene Ontology annotation, cellular component: membrane. The record is from RefSeq and is a predicted model, not a curated record. Lineage: Eukaryota; Metazoa; Chordata; Actinopteri; Cyprinodontiformes; Poeciliidae. The transcript has 6 exons. Gene Ontology annotation, biological process: regulation of cell shape. Bases 386 to 1057 code for a protein of 223 amino acids.